Diaporthe amygdali is the source of this 2262-nucleotide messenger RNA. Its product is annotated as exocyst complex component sec6. The coding region runs from base 1 to 2262 and encodes 753 amino acids. The transcript has a single exon. Gene Ontology annotation, cellular component: exocyst. Gene Ontology annotation, biological process: exocyst localization; exocytosis. Gene Ontology annotation, molecular function: SNARE binding. The record is from RefSeq and is a predicted model, not a curated record. Lineage: Eukaryota; Fungi; Ascomycota; Sordariomycetes; Diaporthales; Diaporthaceae.
AUGGCAAUGGACGCCCCCCAAGUCAAGCUCUCGGAGCUGCUCCGGAUCCCCGACGACCUCGACAAGAUCACGGCGAUGAAGCAGGAAUUCACCCGCAAGAAGGGCGCCGUCGAUGGGCAACUACGAAGCGGCCUCCGCGAGCAGCUCGAGACGACACAGUCGGGCAUGACUGGAUUGACCGAGGGACAGAAGGCCGUUCAGCAAAUCAAAGAGGAGAUGAUGAAGAUCGACAAGCUGUGUUCGGAGUCGCAGAACAUGAUCAAGGACUUCGCGACCAUCAAUCUGGUGUCGCAGGCGCAUCGGAACUUUGGCGCCGUGGAGACUAUGCGGAAGAAUCUGGAGACAUUCAACGACAGGCUGGCGGGCGUAGAGAACAUGCUCCGGGACGACGAGGCGGACCAGGAGAACAUGCCGAACCUACUUCCAAUACACUACGAGCUGACACAGCUACGGAACAUACGAGACGAUGCAAUCGAACAAAUACAAAGGAGUGGAGAACAAGAUCUGCAGUCUACGUUGGAGGAUUAUUUCGAGCGACUGGACGGAGCCAUCAAGUGGUUCGACGAGCACAUUGACCUGAUCGCCACGAGUCUCAUCAACCUUGUUACCGCCGAGAACAACGGGCUCAUCGUGCGGUUUGCUGUUGUCAUCGAAGCAGAGGAAAAGAGCGACCAAAGAGUAUUGGCCCUUCAAGAAGCACUCAAGGACCACAAGGAGAUGGCGACGCGAUUCCAGAGCAUCACUGACGGGGCCAAGACCGUGCGGGGCUACAAAGACAAGUUUAUGCAGGCAGUCAAAGAGUACGCGGCCGCGCAGUUCACGGAAAGCCGGGAGGAGUUCUUGGAUGAUCCAACAAAAUUAGAAAAGAUUAUGAAGUGGUACUUUAACGACCUUAACGCCGUCCGGAUAGGCAUGGUCCCGUUGAUGCCUAAGAAGUGGAAAAUAUUCAAGGCGUACGCAGACAUAUACCACGGCCUGAUGCACGACUUCUUAAUCGGCGUGGUCGACGAUCCCGAAAGCAGCUCUGCCAAUACGCUCGAGGUCAUCAACUGGCCGGAAAGGUACUACAAGAAGAUGAAGAAGCUGGGCUUCACAGAAGACCAACUGGUACCACACGUCAUCGACAACAGGGAAGCAGAUCUUGUGCGUGACUUCCGAUCAGUUAUCAUCAAAUUUCUUGACGAAUGGGUGGACCGCAUCUUCAAACAAGAGCAGAAGGACUUCAACAACCGCAACGUGGAGGGAGCAAAUCUGGACGCGGACGAGUAUGGAUACUUCCGCACAAAGAACCUUGUGGAUAUGUGGAGAAUGCUCAGAGAACAGCUGGACGGCGCUGCAAGCUCUCAGCGAGCAGAUGUCGUCGAAGGCGUUGUGGAUGCCAUGUUCCUGAGACUACGACAGAGGCAAGAAGGAUGGCAGAAAAUGUUGGAAACGGAGGCGGCCCGGUACGAAUCAGGAAAAGAACCAGAGCUUGAUGGGUUCCAGACCCUUCAUGACUGGCUCGUGGCGACCGCAAAUGACCAGAUCGCCUGCAUCGACGACAACGAGGAAGAGAAUCGAUUUGCGUAUCUGACCAGCUUCAAGCAGAAGUUUGAGCCCCUGGUCUCGCCGCAAUAUAUGGAACGUGCUGAGAGCGAAGUCGCGACCCUGCGCGACGGCUACGUGGAUUUCAGCACAUGGUGUAUCACCAAGUUUGCCCGCCUCAUCUUUGCCGUGGACUUCAAAGCCGUCAUGUCAGAUUUCUUCACACCGAAAUGGUACACGGGUCAAGCGAUGAAGCAGAUAAUCUACACCUUCCAGGACUAUGUCGAAGAUUACAAGCUGGUGCUCCACCAUAGCAUAGUGGACAUUUUCAUUGAGAUCUUUGCGGAUGAGCUCCUGAUCAGAUACCUGUCGUCGGUGAGGAACAAGGGCGCAAAGUUCCGGCGAGCCGAUAUGUUCAGUGACAAGCUGUUCGACGACCUAUCCGCGGCCUUCGACUUUUUCGACCAGCUGGGGAGGCCGGACGUCGGCGAGGUGAUCAAGUCGACAUGGCGAGUGUCGGAGAACUUCCUCGAGCUUUUAACGCAGCCGAAAGAAGUGAUUCCGGACGUUUUCGAGAACUUUAAGCGGUCCUACUGGGACCUGCAGCUUGGAUGGGUGGAGGCGGUGCUGAGGUCGAGGGACGACUUUGAGAGGAGUAUGCUGAACGCUGUUAAGAGCAGGGCAGCGUCCAUCGUCGUCGACAGGGGCCCGGAGACGAUCAUGGGCAAGAUCAAGUAG